This is a messenger RNA of Xylaria bambusicola, 2670 nucleotides long. RefSeq lists its product as uncharacterized. The transcript is spliced from 3 exons. The record is from RefSeq and is a predicted model, not a curated record. NCBI's taxonomy places the organism in Eukaryota, Fungi, Ascomycota, Sordariomycetes, Xylariales, Xylariaceae. The coding region runs from base 1 to 2670 and encodes 889 amino acids.
AUGGAGAAUGAUAUGGAACAACGAAAUGCGCCCCUAUCGGCCAGUUUCAAUCUGAGAAUAGCAUCCAUUUCAAAGCACUUAUGUCAGGCCUGCUCCACGUGCCCAGAAUUUUCCAGCAAUCACAAGACGCGGAAGUUCCGCCUGUUCAGACCGACAGAUGCGCUGCCUGAACUUUACAAAGAUCCAGAUCACAUUGCAUCUGUUGACAUAUGUGCGCAUUAUGUAGCAGUCUCCUAUUGCUGGCCAACUCUUCAGCAAGCCGACGACACUCCACGGAUAUCGGGGUCAACGUAUCAGAUUCGUGAGCUUGAUGGACCCGUGCGAAAGGCUCGAGCACUCGAUGAUGUUCUCGAUAGGGCUGUGGAUGUAGCAAACUCAUGUGGCCUUCGCAUGAUAUGGAUCUAUCAAGAGUGUCUUCCCCAGCCAGGAUGCGGCAGUCCUGACAGCGAGAAGCACGAACAACUCGGUAUUCAGGCCAUGGAUAUCGUCUAUUACCGCGCUAUCGUUACCGCAGGUCUUCAUGACAUUGCUAUCACUAACCCUUUACAGAUAUCUGCCAUUUCAGCUAUUGCAGGCAUGUACGAGGCGAGAUUGCAGAACGCAGUAACAGCCGAAACUAUUAACUACACCCUAGAUUUCCUUAAAUUACUGUUACGUGAUCGUUGGUACACACGAGCUUGGGUCGCCCAAGAGGCACUGAGCACAGGACCGGGCUUGAUGAUCGUGCUUCGACGGGACCGAAAACGGUGUCUCACCCCUAGGUACACACUGGACAAUAGCUCGCGGAAAAUGGCAUCAGAAGUCAUAUGCCUCCCUGUCAACCAAGUGCGGGACAUCAUAGGCAGUCUCAAAGCUAUGCUGCAGCAAAAUUUCUUUUUCAACGGACAGACACUACGAAGAGACGAAUGGCGACCUCAGGAACUCUUACGAGGAGCCGGUUGGGUGCUGGAGGCGGCAGAACAACUGCAUCCGCGGCUAGCAAGACAAAAUUCUCCGCACGGCAUCAUCCAGACCAUAGGAAGCUACAACUACGGAACUCGCUGGACGGUAGAUGCUGCAGGUGCCUUGGCGAUGCUGAAAACACGCGACUGCAGAGACCAAGAGGAUCUUAUCGCUAUAGUCGCGAACAUAUAUUGCAUUGAUAUGAGAUUAGACACUCGGGCUAUUCGUGAUCACGGUUCGCACCGUGAGGCAAUACUAGCCCUAGCCCUCAAAAAUGGCGAUCUGUCGCUCUUGGUUCCCGAUGCAUACGGGAAUUCUAGCAGUGACUUCAUCGAUCCGAGCCGGAACGGCUGUUGGCCGUCCCCUUUCGAUCGAGUUGCCAUGGAGAUCGACCAUCUGACCGUAAGGAACUUCAACCUGCCCAAACUGCUAGUGCCCGUAAAUUUUACAGAGGCUGGAGUUUCCUUGACCUCUUACGUGUGGGAGGUCGACGAUCAGCUGGAUCUGUACCCCAUCAAAUACCAAUACGAGCAUAUCUGGGAAGAGAUGAAAUGUUUGAAUCUCGUCAUAGACAGGCUAGAAAAAGAGACCCCGGAAGAGUUCAUCGCGCGAAGAAACGCGACAGGAGCCCAUUUUGGCAGGCAGGUUGUCUUGCAUCAAGCAAAGGAGGACUUGUUUCUGGCUGACGAACUUCCGCAAGGAUCCCGAGCAUGGGGUGAUAUCGACACUGCUGGCAUUCGGGUUACGCAGUACGUGUCCGCUCAUCGUAUCGAAGAACUCCCUGAAAUGCAGCGCAUAGUAUCUGAGAUUGUCUUUGCCAUAUUGCGCUUCCUGUACAAUAUGGGCGAGUCAGACUCUCGAGCCUGCGGGCUUGCCAAUAGCAUAUGGCAAUCGUUACGCGUCGACGUCGUCAAUGGCCGAGACGAUCUACUAGAUGUCGUAAGCGAAGAGCUAUUAGAGUACCUAGAAGUCAUAGCAGCUCCUUUCAAGACAUUGAAGCUUGAUGUAGACCGCAAUGGGCAAUACAGCCAACUUUGGUUCGUCGAUAGGAUAAUGCGACACGGAAAGGUCUGGAUCGGGCGCUAUAAGAAGUGCCCAUCAUUUAAGCCACUCGGAGGAAACAUGCGAAGAGCGGAGUCUUCAACAGAUACAAAGGGCAAACAACCGAUGGCUAAGGCGCAGCACGCGAAAGAAGGAAGUUCAAAUCACGAGCGCCUUUCAACGUCAAUCUUACGAAGGCAACUAAGAAGGACAAUGUACGCAAACUUGAUAUCGUCACGAAUGCCUGGUGCCUUGCAAGAAGCCCCGCAGGUGACCGCGGGGACGAUGAGCACCUUCGCAGAAGUGAUGACCACAGGAAUUUGGGAGGCAGCAGCCGAAGAAGCACGCGUCAGCAACCUAGUGUCGGCAUUCGACGUAGAGGGCCCCUGCUUGGUAAUGACCCCUUAUAAUGCCGAUUGGGAAAUGCUACCACGGCCGGCGCUCAGGAGUAAAAGUGUGUGUUGGGUGAUUGAACUCGCGGGGUCAGAUGGCGAGCCGAUGGACACGAUAACUAAUUCGCCCGAUACUAGCGGAGAUAUUGCUGGUCAACCAGAGUGGGCUUCGACUUCAAAAUGCGCUGAAAAGACCAGAGACAAGAAGACCACUGACUGGAACAAGCAAGUUUACAGAGUUACCCGAAAGGUAAAGGGCUUGUGGCCGCUUAUGGAUCCUCCUAUAAUUACCUGA